UCGUCUCGCGCGGUCGAGGCGGUGAAUUCUCCAUUAGCGCUGCUGUGGUGGGUUAGGGUUUGGAUGUGGCGAUGGGGCAGAGAAUGGGGCUCUAGAAACUAGGAUUUGGCGUCCGCGAUGGCCGCGAUUGGAGCUCCGAUUGUGUGCGGGGGCAAGGCGACUGGAUCGAGCUUUGGAGCGUCAUGCAAGUGCCAAUUCUCGCCGGUGACACUUGUGGCAAGGCGAAAUCUCACUGUUCAGUCCCGGGGAAUGUUUCUUCACAGCUCGCAACUAAGCUUAUCUUCGCGCUCUAGAUUUUUCAAUGGAGGAAAUGGAAUUUCGCUGCUGGCAACAGUGGUGGCUUCGUCGAGCCGGGAUGGACAAGGGGCAAUGGGGGCUCGAAUGAACAUUUUUGAGCGAGUUAUUAGAGUAGUCCGGUCUUACGUAAAUGCUGCGGUAAGUGCUGCCGAGGAUCCAGAAAAGCUGCUUGAUCAGACAGUGCUCGAGAUGAAUGAGGAUCUCAUCAAAAUGCGUCAGGCAUCUGCCCAGGUAUUAGCAUCUCAGAAACAACUAGAGAACAAGUAUAGGCAGGCCGAAGAGAACUCUCAAAGCUGGUAUAAAAGAGCAAAACUGGCACUGGAAAAGGGAGACGAAGUUCUUGCCCGAGAAGCCUUGAAGAGGAGAAAAGAUUACGAGGAAAAUGCUAAGGCGCUGAGGACGCAGCUUGACCAACAAAAGUCCGUCGUGGAGAAGUUGAUAUCCAGCACUAGACUUCUCGAGAGCAAGAUUCAAGAGGCCAGGUCGAAAAAGGAUACUCUGAAAGCCAGAGCGCAAUCUGCAAGAACGUCGCAAAAGGUCAAUGAGAUGCUGGGAAACAUCAACACGAGCAGUGCUUUGGCAGCCUUUGAGAAAAUGGAAGAGAAAGUGACCGCCCUGGAAGCAGAAGCCGACUCAUUGAACGAGCUCAACACGGACGAGCUCGCUGGAAAGUUUGCUCUACUGGAGAGCGACAGUGUUGAUGACGACCUCGCGGCGCUAAAGCAAGACAUGCUUGGUACUUCCAAGAAAGCUGGCGAGCUCCCGGCUGGGCGAUCCCCCGUUGGCAGCAACGCAUUCGCAGACGUCGAGAUCGAAAAGGAGCUAAACGAAUUGCGAAGAAAAACUAGAGAGCUAUAAGGUCCGGCCUGGUGGUUUUUCCUUUAAUAAUAACAUCUCUAUCGCAGCUGCGCAAAGCACAGUGUUGAAGAGACGCGAAUCCGGCAAAGAAAAGCGUUUCUUUUUUCUAGCGGGGAUUUUGGAGGGAGGAGGAUUUUCAUUGCCGAGGAUGGCCUGGACACCUUCACGAGUAGCUCAUGACAACUUCUUGGGAAAUGCUAGUGCCUUGUACGGUAGCGAAUUCCAUCCCGGAAUUUGGGUGCCUGGGAUUGCUGGAUCGUUAACCACGUGGCAGGGGAACAAAAUCUAACAGGCACGCCGAUUCCGACAAGAAUAAUCAGCCAAAAUGCCUUUAGCGCAGAGGCCUGGGUUCGAUUCCCGAGACCGACGGCCUCUCACUCUCACGUUUGAAAUAGUCUAUACUUUUCUUUCU
Messenger RNA from Selaginella moellendorffii, 1567 nucleotides. Its product is annotated as probable membrane-associated 30 kDa protein, chloroplastic. The transcript has 11 exons. The record is from RefSeq and is a predicted model, not a curated record. NCBI's taxonomy places the organism in Eukaryota, Viridiplantae, Streptophyta, Lycopodiopsida, Selaginellales, Selaginellaceae. Bases 118 to 1155 code for a protein of 345 amino acids.